UAAUCAAAAAUGUAGUCAGCGAAAUGGAAACAAAGUUGUGCCCCCAAUUUAUUAAAUUCGUGCCCGACAAUCUUUCGGAAUGCACGAAAUCGUUUGUUGAAAAAUACAAAAUUCCUGGAGUUAUUGGAUGUAUUGAUGGCACGCACUUUGGGCUGCAAAAACCAACGGUAAAUGAGCACAUGUUCUUCAACAGGAAAGGAUACCAUAGCCUCAACUCAAUGAUAAUAUGUGACCAUGAAUACCGCAUUUUAGCCAUUGACUCAAAGUAUGGUGGAGCCGCACACGAUUCCUUUGUGUGGAAGCAUUCGGCACAAGGUUUUUGGAGGAGCAAUUUAACCAAAAUAACGUCAAAAAUGUUUGGCUUUUAG
Bactrocera tryoni is the source of this 368-nucleotide messenger RNA. Its product is annotated as putative nuclease HARBI1. The record is from RefSeq and is a predicted model, not a curated record. Bases 24 to 368 code for a protein of 114 amino acids. The transcript has 3 exons. Lineage: Eukaryota; Metazoa; Arthropoda; Insecta; Diptera; Tephritidae.